Lathyrus oleraceus (garden pea) is the source of this 1068-nucleotide messenger RNA. RefSeq lists its product as uncharacterized. The transcript has 8 exons. Lineage: Eukaryota; Viridiplantae; Streptophyta; Magnoliopsida; Fabales; Fabaceae. The record is from RefSeq and is a predicted model, not a curated record. Gene Ontology annotation, molecular function: S-adenosylmethionine-dependent methyltransferase activity. The coding region runs from base 149 to 868 and encodes 239 amino acids.
CUCACCUGAUUCUGAACACAAGGUCCAAACCAAAACCAAAACCAAAGCCCAAACAGUAUCUCACUCAUAAAAUUCUCCAUGUCUCACAAUUUUUUUUGUCAAAAAUCCUCUUGUCUUGUCUUGUCGCACAGCUCAGUUGCCGGAAAACAUGUACAGAGACGUUUCAAGAUGCAACACCUAUGAUUACGGCGACUCUGUUUAUUGGGACGCUCGUUAUAUCCAAGAAGGUGGUUCCUUUGAUUGGUAUCAACGUUACUCUGAUCUUAAACCCUUUCUUCGUCAUUAUUUCCCUCUUUCUUCUACCAUUCUCAUGGUUGGCUGUGGCAAUGCUGUUAUAUCAGAGGAUAUGGUCAAAGAUGGUUAUGAGGAAAUUGUUAACAUUGAUAUUUCAUCGGUUGCCAUUGACAUGAUGAGAAGAAAAUAUGAGUACAUCCCUCAGCUAAAAUACAUAAAGAUGGAUGUAAGGGAUAUGAGCUUCUUUCCCGAUGAAUCUUUUGAUGGUGUAAUCGAUAAAGGAACUCUCGAUUCAUUAAUGUGUGGCUCGGAUGCGCCAAUUAGUGCUUCUCAGAUGCUUGCAGAAGUGUGUAGACUUCUAAAGCCGGGCGGGAUUUAUAUGAUGAUUACGUAUGGCGAUCCAACAGUAAGGAUGCCUCACCUAUGCAAACCUGUAUACAAUUGGAAAAUUACAUUGUAUAAUAUCCCAAGACCGGGAUUUAAUAAGCCAGAAUGUAGUACUUCAUCGAAGAAAUCAUUGUUGGAACCUAUUCCUCUUACUGAAACAGGUUUACUUCCAGCAGAUUGGGUUCUGGAAGAUCCAGAUUCUCACUUUAUAUAUGUUUGUAGAAAGGUAAAGGAUGCAGAUGUAUAGCGCUUAUUAUUACUCGCAUCGAAGCAUCGAGGAAUGUGGUGUUUGUUCUCCUCACAAAUGUUGUUGUGCAUGAGCUAUUUUCUCUUGUUGGUUGUUGCAUUUGCUUGCCUUAAGCCAGGAUUCUAUCAUAGCCAUUAUUUUCUCAUCAUUUAGUUGUAGAACACACUAGCAGUUUAUAUUUAUUUAUUUAUAAUUCUACA